GGCGGGAUCGCGCGCGCCCCCAGCCCCCCUCCCCACCCGGGAUGCCCGGCUGAGCCGGCCGGGCCGGGACAGGUGCGCGCACCGACCCCCCCAUCCGCGCCCUCCCGCCCUCGCGCUCCCUCCCGCGCACUCGCGGCUGCCGCGGCUUCGAGGUGUCACCUCUCGUCGCCCCGACCUCGCCAUGCGGACCCCGCGAGUGCCCCCUCCCCUCCCGGCCCUACUGCUCCUGCUGCUGCUAUUGGGGGGCGCCCACGGACUCUUCCCUGAGGAGCCGCCGCCGCUCAGCGUGGCCCCCAGGGACUACCUGAACCACUAUCCCGUGUUCGUGGGAAACGGGCCAGGACGCCUGACCCCCUCAGAGGGCGCUGAGGACCUCAACAUCCAGCGAGUCCUGCGGGUCAACAGGACGCUGUUCAUUGGGGACAGGGACAACCUGUACCGGAUAGAGCUGGAGCCGUUCACCUCCACGGAGCUGCGGUACCAGCGGAAGCUGACCUGGCGCUCCAACCCCAGCGACAUCAACGUGUGUCGGAUGAAGGGCAAGCAGGAGGGCGAGUGUCGAAACUUUGUAAAGGUGCUGCUACUUCGGGAUGAAUCCACCCUCUUUGUGUGCGGUUCCAAUGCCUUCAACCCUGUGUGCGCCAACUACAGUAUAGACACACUGCAGCCGCUCGGGGACAACAUCAGUGGCAUGGCCCGCUGCCCGUAUGAUCCUAAACACGCCAACAUUGCCCUCUUCUCUGAAGGAAUGCUCUUCACAGCCACUGUCACCGACUUCCUAGCCAUUGACGCCGUCAUCUAUCGCAGCCUUGGAAACCGGCCCACUCUGCGCACCGUGAAACACGACUCCAAGUGGUUCAAAGAGCCCUACUUUGUGCAUGCAGUGGAGUGGGACAGCCACAUCUACUUCUUCUUCCGGGAGAUUGCAAUGGAGUUUAACUACCUGGAGAAGGUGGUGGUGUCCCGUGUGGCACGAGUGUGCAAGAAUGACGUGGGGGGCUCCCCUCGCGUGCUGGAGAAGCAGUGGACGUCCUUCCUGAAGGCGCGGCUCAACUGCUCUGUGCCCGGGGACUCCCAUUUCUACUUCAAUGUGCUGCAGGCCGUCACGGGCGUGGUCAGCCUGGGGGGCCGGCCCGUGGUCCUGGCCGUUUUCUCUACCCCCAGCAACAGCAUCCCUGGCUCGGCAGUCUGCGCCUUUGACAUGACACAGGUGGCUGCCGUCUUUGAAGGCCGCUUCCGCGAGCAGAAGUCCCCUGAGUCCAUCUGGACGCCUGUGCCAGAGGAUCAGGUGCCAAGGCCCCGGCCUGGGUGCUGCGCAGCUCCUGGCAUGCAGUACAACGCCUCUAGCGCCUUCCCUGACGAGAUCCUCAACUUUGUCAAGACCCAUCCCCUGAUGGACGAGGCGGUGCCCUCUCUGGGCCAUGCGCCCUGGAUAGUACGGACUCUGACACGGCACCAGCUGACACGAGUGGCUGUGGACGUGGGCGCCGGCCCCUGGGGCAACCAGACCAUCGUCUUCCUGGGCUCUGAGGCGGGCACGGUCCUCAAGUUUCUCAUCUGGCCCAACGCCAGUGCCUUAGGCACCAGCGGACCCAGUGUCUUUCUGGAGGAAUUUGAGACCUUCCGGCCAGACAGGUGUGGACGGCCAGGUGGAGGCGAGACAGGGCAGCGGCUGCUAAGCCUGGAGCUGGACGUGGCCUCAGGAGGCCUGCUGGCAGCCUUCCCCCGCUGUGUGGUCCGCGUGCCCGUAGCCCGCUGCCAGCAGUACUCGGGCUGCAUGAAGAACUGCAUUGGCAGUCAGGACCCCUACUGCGGGUGGGCCCCCGACGGUUCCUGCAUCUUCCUCAGCCCAGGCACCAGGGCCACCUUUGAGCAGGACGUGUCCGGGGCCAGCACCUCAGCCUUAGGGGACUGCACAGGACUCCUGCGGGCCAGCCUCUCAGAGGAGCGCGCUGGGCUGGUGUCGGUGAACCUGCUGGUGACGUCGUCAGUGGCGGCCUUCGUCGUGGGCGCUGUGGUGUCUGGCUUCAGCGUGGGCUGGUACGUGGGCCUCCGCGAGCGCCGCGAGCUGGCCCGCCGCAAGGACAAGGAGGCCAUCCUGGCCCACGGGGGCGGCGAGGCCGUGCUGAGCGUGAGCCGGCUGGGCGAGCGCCGGGGGGCCGGCCCUGGGGGCCGGGGCGCAGGCGGUGGUGGAGCUGGGGGACCCCCUGAGGCCCUGUUGGCCCCCCUGAUGCAGAAUGGGUGGGCCAAGGCCACGCUGCUACAGGGUGGCCCCCAUGACCUGGACUCGGGGCUGUUGCCCACGCCCGAGCAGACGCCACUGCCCCAGAAGCGCCUGCCCACCCCGCACCCCCAUGCCCUGGGCCCCCGAGCCUGGGAGCACGGCCACCCCCUGCUGCCGGCCUCAGCCUCCUCCUCCCUGCUCUUGCUGGCCCCCUCCCGGGCCCCUGAGCAGCCCCCGGUGCCUGGCCGGGCCUCCCAUGGCGACUUCCCGCUCACCCCCCACGCCAGCCCGGAUCGCCGGCGGGUGGUGUCGGCACCCACCGGCCCCUUGGACCCAACUUCAGCCUCCGACAGCCUCCCUCGGCCUUGGAGCCCGCCACCCACAGGCAGCCUCCGGAGGCCAGGCCCCCACGCCCCAGCAGCAGUCACCCUGCGCCGCACGCACACGUUCAACAGCGGCGAGGGCAGGCCAGGUGACCGUCACCGCGGCCGCCACGCUCGGCCCAGCACAGACUUGGCCCACCUCCUCUCCUAUGGGGGGACGGACAGGACUGCGCCCCCCGUGCCCUAGACCGGGGCUCCCCGACGCCUCGGUGGUGCCAGCCAUGGGAACCAGGAGCGAGAGACCCGGCCGAGCUCCGAGUGGGUGCUCAAGAACCCCCACCCCAGUGUGGGGGUGCCCCUCCGCCACAGGGAAGCACAACGGGCUCAGCCCCCCUCCCCGACUGGGGCCAUGGGACGUGAGGCGGUUUGGGGGGGAAAGAAGGAUGUGCUAUGGGUUUGAGGUUAACCUGCGUGGGUUUGGGUUUGUUUCCAAUUUGCAUUUCUUUUGCAGUUUUCUACCCAAUUGCACAACUCCAUUCUCGGGGUGGCGGCCAGGGGCUUGGAGGUGGCGGGCUGGGGAGGGGGCCACAGCUGCAGACCCAAGCCCUCCCCCAAGGUCCCUCCUUGACCCAGGCUCCUGGCGUGUGUGAGUGUGUAUGUGUGUGUGUGUGUGUGUGUGUGUGCAUGCCGUGUUCGUGUGCAAGGGGCCGGGAGGGAGGUGUGCGUGUGUAUGCCCGCCAGGCUGCUGCUGGCGUGUGCGUGGGGACGGGCCACGCGUGCAGGGUGCGUGUCUGUGUGAGCACGGUGGCCCCAGUGGCCUGGGCGUUGGCUGAGCCAAGGCAGGGGCUUCCAGAGGGCCGGGGGGGGGCCUCCACGGUGCUGGUUAGGAAUUUGAGGGGAGACAGAGGGGGUUUCAGACAGGGGGGCUGGGAGGGCCUGCCCAGAAGUUGUAUUGGCAGUAGCUGCGUAAAGGGCUGGGGGUGCCGAAGGAGGUUGGGCCCCCCUGUAAAUAUGGCCCCAGGGUGGUCAGAGGGUCGGUCCCAAGCCACCCAUCUCCUUGUGAUCUCCCCCUCGACCUCAAGCUGACCAUGCAUGCCAGCUGAGUGGCCAGCUGAGACCUGGACCCUCUCUGGAGUUUGCCUCCCCAACCCCCUCCCCAUCAAUAAAACUGUUUACAACCA
Messenger RNA from Rhinolophus ferrumequinum (greater horseshoe bat), 3728 nucleotides. It is a transcript of the gene SEMA6B, whose product is annotated as semaphorin 6B. The transcript has 17 exons. The record is from RefSeq and is a predicted model, not a curated record. The coding region runs from base 182 to 2794 and encodes 870 amino acids. Gene Ontology annotation, biological process: axon guidance; negative chemotaxis; negative regulation of axon extension involved in axon guidance. Gene Ontology annotation, molecular function: chemorepellent activity; semaphorin receptor binding. Lineage: Eukaryota; Metazoa; Chordata; Mammalia; Chiroptera; Rhinolophidae.